Fusarium verticillioides 7600 is the source of this 1578-nucleotide messenger RNA. RefSeq lists its product as hypothetical. Bases 219 to 1415 code for a protein of 398 amino acids. The record is from RefSeq and is a predicted model, not a curated record. Gene Ontology annotation, biological process: cell surface receptor signaling pathway; adenylate cyclase-activating G protein-coupled receptor signaling pathway. Gene Ontology annotation, cellular component: plasma membrane. Lineage: Eukaryota; Fungi; Ascomycota; Sordariomycetes; Hypocreales; Nectriaceae. The transcript has 6 exons. Gene Ontology annotation, molecular function: G protein-coupled receptor activity.
UGUGCAUCGUGCCAUGUCCGGGGAUAUCUGGACUUAAGAGCUGAGUUGGGAUGAUAACGGAAAUGGUACCCGCCGUAGCAAUCAACGACCCUUAAGAUCAGCGUUUUACCCUCCUGAAUUUGUAACCUUACUCUGCGUCCGUCCUGCCAAGCUCGAAGUCUAUCGCGGCAUCUAAUUUUCCCAGUCGUAGCGCCUCGCUAGGCGUCUGAUCAUCGACAAUGGAGUCGCCAAUGCAUAUCUAUCGUCGUGAGGCACUAGCCGCUCCGGCUGAUCGCUCAGAGAUGGUCCUGCAAAGUAUUGUUAUCCUGGUCGUGUCGAUUCUUUCCAUCCUUGGAGCUGGUUGGAUCAUCGUUAGUUUUUGUGUCUUCAAAAGUCUCCGGUCAUUCCGCCAUCAACUCAUUCUUGGACUCGCCGCCAGUGACUUUCUCAUGGCUCUCAACUUUCUCUCAUCGACUGCCAUGAACAUCAACGGCAACGAGAUCGGCGCCCCAGAACACCAAACAUUCUGCAGUUUCAACGGCUUCAUGACCCAAGUCUUUGUCAUACAGACCGAUUAUUGGGUUUUGACUAUUGCGCUGUGUACCUACGUCAUUUUAGCAGGCUACAAAUCCUUAUCGUCGUGGGUCCAAGAUCAACGCAUCUUCCUUUCGUGUCUACCAUGGGCACUCAGUUUGCUAUGGGCUGGUCUUGGACUGAAACUGGCGGGGUAUGGUGAUAUUGGAGCUUGGUGCUGGUUCACUUCUGAUGAAGUCCGCCUGCUCGCCAACUUCGUCCCGCGGUGGGUAAUCAUCAUCACCAUCCUCUCCAUGUACGCUCGCCUGUACUUUAUUCUUCGAAAAUCGCACAAGAGCUUCAUCUCACUUGGGAACUCAAACUCGGCAUCGGAGCCUUCUAGAGAAAGGACUAUUACGCGGUCGAAUCAUGAUGUCUGGCGGUAUCACGAGUCAGAUGCCGCUGGUCGUCGAAGACUGCAAAGGAUUGCACGAUUGAUGAUUAUGUAUCCUGUUGUGUAUAUGCUGGUCUGGACACUGCCUACUGCUAUUCGGCUAUACCAGACUAUCAAGCAUACUCCAGCUCCAUUUGCGUUGCAGACGGUUGACAAGGCCUGCAUUGUGUCACAAGGUCUCGUCGACGCGAUAAUCUACGGUGUCAAUGAAUCUUCACUCAGUCGAUGGCGCGAACUCCUCUUCGCGUCCAGCGAUAAAGACGUUACAGAGACCGUUACAGCCAGGAACAUGGAUACUAGAGUAUCAACGCGCGUGCACUCGAAUGCAGCCGUUAUGUCUUCCGCGUCUAGUAGCAAAGUCAUAAUCACAACGUCCAUUGAGCAGGAGACAAGCAGUCUUGAUAAAGACGAUGGACUGGAGCUCACAGAAAUGAGGCCGGUUUUUAGACCAAACUCAGGCUCAAGAUAGAAGUGGUAUUAUGGAUAGAUAGAUAAUUAGUGGCUUAGAUAUGUAUUAUAGAUUAAUGGCACGCGCGAUGACCUCUUCUACCAAUUUGACCUUUUCUCACGCAGGAGGCUGGUCUUUGGUACGUACCUCUGGCUCGCAUUUUGUUAUCUUCUUUUGUUUGUCC